Molecule: messenger RNA, 999 nt
Organism: Oryza sativa Japonica Group (Japanese rice)
Lineage: Eukaryota; Viridiplantae; Streptophyta; Magnoliopsida; Poales; Poaceae
Source: RefSeq, a predicted model, not a curated record
AACCGGAAAGAAACCCUAGACCUCCGUCUCCGGCGACCCUCCCCUCACCUCCUCGCCGCGGCUCCCCCCGCCUGACCUCCGCGCGCCCCCCGUCGACUCCCCCCCGCGAAUCCGGAUCCCGCGCGCGCGAGGAAGGAGGGGGGGAGGAGGAGCGGGAGAUGGGGUCGUCGUCGAAGGUGGUGCGGCCGGAGGAGGUGCUGGAUUCGCUCGCCAACGACGGCACCAUCGACGCGCUCCGCAUGAAGAUCAUCGCCCAGCUCAAGGCCAACGAGGAUAUGAAGAAAAAUACUAUGAUGAUGGUGGAGCAAAGCAGAGUUCUAAACACUCCUGGAGCUGAGAAGAAGACCAAGAGGGAGUUGUUUGAUGCCCUUCGGCAGGAAUUGGAAAAUCCAGUCCUUGAGAAAGCUUCAAGGGAAGUCUGGGAUCUGAUACUUGAGAAUGGUGGACUGGGGAAAGAGAUUACUGACACUAUUGAGAGUGUCUUCUGCCGCCUCAGCGGGAUCGACAUGAUGCCACCUCCACCUUCAACAUCUAUUCCUUCUCACCAAGAGAGAGAAAGAAACAUGGCUGCAGAUGGGGGUGAGAAGAGCAAGGAGAUUGAUACCCCGGAAAAACCAUCGUCAUCAUCAAGGAAGAGACCCUAUUCUGAUACCACUACAAAAGGGGCAGGUGCUGUACCAAAUGGCGGUGCUACAAGCCAGCAUGAUGGGUCUGAGGAUAGCAGCCAGAAGUGAUGCUUGUCGAUGCUGCAGAAUUUUUUCCUUCCAACAGGCUGAAUAAGCCAUUGUGUUUUUAUGGUUUAAUUACAAAAAUCCUUCAUAUCCGUGUAGUUCACAAUGUACAAUAGAGUAAAAUGUGUUUAUGAUUGCUGUUUAUGCUAGCCAGAUUCUAUGUGACUUGACUGCUAUAGGAUGUUUCACCUUUCAGUAUAGCUAACUUCGUUCUGAAUGUAUAAAAAGUUAAGUUAAUAUUUCAGUUAGAAUAGACUAGUUUCCUGUA